Molecule: messenger RNA, 5279 nt
Organism: Microstroma glucosiphilum
Lineage: Eukaryota; Fungi; Basidiomycota; Exobasidiomycetes; Microstromatales; Microstromataceae
Product: putative CHC1-clathrin heavy chain
Exons: 2
Coding region: 239-5275 (1678 amino acids)
Biological process (GO): receptor-mediated endocytosis; intracellular protein transport; Golgi to endosome transport
Cellular component (GO): actin cortical patch; clathrin coat of coated pit; clathrin complex
Molecular function (GO): clathrin light chain binding; structural molecule activity
Source: RefSeq, a predicted model, not a curated record
CAGCAUCGCUUCUUCCCCUCUACCUCACAUACGCCCACUCGCCUUGCAGUCGACGGCCAAACAUCAGACGUCGACGGGCACCUCCUUUUAUCAUCCCUCACCAUCCUCGUUUGUAUACCUGCAUACACUCGGGAGCCAAUACAUCGCGAGCCAUCUCCACUCUUCUGGUCCGGCAUUCUCGUUGAACCAUAGCAGAUCUAGCCUCUACGUCAGCCCCUCCCUUUCCCCCUAGCCAGUCAUGGCGGACACGCCCAUCGUCUUCAAUGAGCAUUGCGUGCUCACGGCUCUGGGCAUCAGCCCGGAGUCGAUCAGCUUCGCAACAUGUACUAUGGAGAGCGAGCGAUUCGUCUGUGUCAGGGAGUCCAUCAAUGGACAGAACAGCGUCGCGAUUGUUGGACUAGAUGAAGCAACGCCUUCGAUAAUGCGCCGCCCUAUCACAGCAGACUCAGCAAUUAUGAACCCAGUGUCCAAGAUCCUCGCUCUGAAGGCCGGACGUCAGCUGCAAGUCUUCAACUUGGAGACGAAGCAGAAGGUCAAAAGCCACAUGAGCGAUGCAGACGUCACCUUCUGGAAGUGGAUCUCGCCAACCUCACUUGGUCUGGUGACGGAGACUGCCGUCUACCACUGGAGCACUGAGGGUGAGGCUGGUCCCAAGAAGAUCUUCGACCGCCAUGUCAGCCUGCAAGGUAGCCAGAUCAUCAACUACCGGGUCAGUCCAGACGAGAAGUGGUGCGUCUUGAUCGGUAUCGCUGGAAACAACACUCCGGGCGCAUUCAAGGUCAAGGGAGCUAUGCAGCUUUACAGUAUUGACAGGGGAGUUUCGCAGCCUAUCGAAGGUCAUGCUGCUUCAUUCGCCGAGCUCAAGACAGACUCGGCUCCUGCUCCCUUCAAGCUCUUCACCUUUGCAGUCCGAACUGGUACAGGUGCUAAGCUGCACGUCGUGGAGAUCGACCACCAGCAGGGCAACCCGACCUACACGAAGAAGGCAGUCGAUGUCUUCUUCCCUCCAGAGGCUGGCAGCGAUUUCCCAGUUGCCAUGCAAGUGAGCAAGCGGUACGGUAUCGUCUACCUCGUCACAAAGUACGGUUUCAUCCACCUCUACGACCUGGAGAGCGGUACUUGCGUCUACAUGAACAGAAUUUCUGGAGAGACAAUCUUCACAACUGCUGAGCAUGAGGCUACCAGUGGUAUCAUCGGUCUCAACAAGAAGGGUCAGGUCCUGUCGGUCUCAGUCGAUGAGACCAAGGUCAUUCCCUACAUUCUCGGAACCCUCAACAACUCGGAGCUCGCCUUCAAGCUCGCCUCCCGAGGUGAUCUCCCUGGAGCCGAUGACCUCUACAUGCAGCAAUUCCACAGCCUCUUCAGCACGGGGCAGUACGGAGAAGCAGCCAAGAUUGCCGCAAACUCGCCGCGAGGUAUUCUGCGAACAACUCAGACAAUUGAGCAGUUCAAGCAAGUGCCUAAUCAGCCAGGUACGCUCUCUCCUAUUCUGCAAUACUUUGGAAUUCUGCUUGAGCGAGGGUCGCUCAACAAGUACGAGUCCCUUGAGCUGGCCAAGCCUGUACUGGUACAGGGAAGGAAGCAUCUGCUGGAGAAAUGGCUCAAGGAGAACAAGAUCGAGUGCUCCGAAGAGCUGGGAGACAUUGUCCGUCAGCAUGACAUGAACCUGGCGCUCAGCGUUUACCUGCGAGCCAAUGUGCCCAACAAGGUCGUGGCCUGCUUUGCCGAGACUGGCCAGUUUAACAAGAUCGUGCUGUACGCGAAAAAGGUCGGAUAUACUCCCGACUACGCUGCUCUUCUGCAGCACAUUGUCAGGAUCAACCCGGAGCAGGGAGCAGAAUUUGCAAGCAGCCUUGUUGCCGAUGACUCGGGACCUCUGGUGGACGUUGAGCGGGUGACGGACAUCUUCAUGAGCCAGAACAUGUUCCAGCAGGCCACCAGCUUCUUGCUUGAUGCUCUCAAGGACAACAAGCCGGAGCAAGCCCACCUGCAGACUCGUCUGCUCGAAAUGAACCUUAUCAAUGCCCCUCAGGUCGCUGAUGCAAUCUUGGGCAAUGACUUGCUCUCCCACUACGACAGACCACGAAUCGCCAACUUGUGCGAGAAGGCCGGACUUUUGCAGCGAGCCUUGGAGCACUACGAAGACCCAGCUGACAUCAAGCGCGUGGUGGUCCACUCCAACCUGCUCAACGCCGAGUGGCUGGUCGGCUACUUUGGCCGUCUGACAGUGGAGCAGAGCUUGGACUGCCUGAAGGAGAUGCUCAAAGUCAACAUCCGCCAGAACCUACAGGUCGUUGUUCAAAUUGCUACCAAGUACUCCGACCUCCUUGGCCCCGUGAAGCUUAUCGAGAUGUUCGAGUCGUUCAAGUCCUUCGAAGGACUGUACUACUACCUCGGCUCUGUGGUGAAUCUGUCCACCGAUUCCGAAGUGCACUUCAAGUACAUCCAAGCUGCCACUCGCACUGGCCAGAUCAGGGAAGUCGAGCGCAUCUGUCGAGAAUCAAACUACUACAAUGCUGAGAAGGUCAAGAACUUCCUCAAGGAAGCCAAGCUGUCCGACCAGCUUCCGCUCAUCAUUGUCUGCGAUCGAUUCGACUUUGUCCACGACCUGGUUCUCUACCUCUACCAGAACAUGCUGAUCAACUUCAUCGAAGUCUAUGUUCAGCGUGUCAACUCGUCGAGGACUCCUCAGGUCAUUGGAGGUCUUCUCGAUGUUGACUGUGACGAGGGUGUCAUCAAGAACCUUCUGUCUUCGGUCACAGGACCAAUUCCCGUUGAGGAGCUCGUAGAAGAGGUCGAGAAGCGCAACAGGCUCAAGCUCAUCAUGCCCUGGAUUCAGUCUCGUAUCGAGAGCGGCUCUCAGGAUCAGGCCCUGUACAAUGCCAUGGCGAAGAUCUCGAUCGACUCGAACAACAAUCCAGAGGCAUUCCUGAAGGACAACAACCUCUACGAGCCUCGAGUCGUGGGAAAGUACUGCGAGAAGCGAGACCCAUACCUGGCCUACAUUGCCUAUGCCAAGGGCUUCUGCGAUGAGGAGCUCAUUGCCAUCACCAAUGAAAACUCGAUGUUUAAGCACCAGUCUCGCUACCUCGUCAUGAGGCGGCAGCUCGACCUGUGGGCUCAGGUAUUGCACCCCGAGAACGUACACCGAAGACAGCUCGUGGACCAGGUGGUCACCACCGCCGUUCCCGAGUCCACCAACCCUGACGAUGUCUCCGUGACUGUCAAGGCUUUCAUGGCGGCUGACCUGCCGCACGAGCUCAUUGAGCUGCUCGAGAAGAUCAUCCUCGAGCCUUCUGCCUUCUCGGACAACCGCAGUCUGCAGAAUUUGCUCAUGCUGACAGCUGUUCGCACGGACAAGGGCAAGGUCAUGAAUUACAUCGAUCGGGUCUCUGGAUACGAUGUCGCUGAGAUCGCCAAGAUUGCCAUCGACCACGGCUUGUACGAGGAGGCCUUCCGCAUCUUCUCCAAGGCAGAGCAGCAUGGCGAUGCCAUGAAUGUGCUCGUGGAGCACAUCGUGUCCAUCGACCGCGGUUACCAGUAUGCCAACAAGCUCAACAAGCCCGAGCUCUGGUCCCGACUUGGUAAGGCCCAGCUCGAUGGAUUGCGCGUCAAGGAUGCCAUUGACUCCUACGUCAAGGCCGAGGACCCGUCCAACUACGCCGAGGUCAUUGAGAUUGCCGAACACGCUGGUCGUGAGGAAGAGCUGAUUCGCUUCCUGCAGAUGGCCCGAAAGAAGGCAAGGGAGCCACAAAUCGAUACCGAGUACGCCUACUGUCUCGCCAAGGCCAACAGGCUCGGCGACAUGGAAGAGUUCCUUGGUAUGACCAACGUUGCCGACAUUCUCGCUGUAGGUGAGAAGUGUUUCAACGAUGAGCUCUAUGCUGCAUCCAAGCUGCUGUUCUCUUCUGUCUCCAACCACGCUCGGCUUGCGACCACCUUGGUGUACCUGGGCGACUACCAGGCUGCCGUGGAAGCUGCUCGAAAGGCUGGCAACACCAGUGUCUGGAAGCAGGUUCACGCAGCCUGUCUCGCCAAGAACGAGUACAAGCUGGCUCAGGUGUGUGGUUUGGCUGUGGUACCUCACGCCGAGGAGCUGCCGUCUCUGAUCAGGUCGUACGAGCGCCUCGGACGCUUCGGCGAGCUGCUGGACUUGCUCGAGUCGGCCCUUGGUCUCGAGCGUGCUCACAUGGGUGUCUUCACACAGGCUGGUGUAGCUUUGGCCAAGUACCGCCCUGAGCGCCUGAUGGAGCACCUCAAGCUCUACUGGUCUCGCUCGAACCUGCCUCAGCUGAUCAAGGUUGCUCAAUCGUCGCACCUUUGGUCUGAGCUGGUCUACCUGUACAUCAAGUACGACGAGAUGGACAAUGCUGCCCUGACAGUCAUGGAGCAUUCGGCCGAGUCAUGGGACCACGAUCAGUUCAAGUCGAUCCUUCCCAAGGUGGCAAACCUGGAGAUCUACUACCGUGCCCUGUCCUUCUACCUGCAGCAGCACCCGUUGCUCCUCAACGAUCUGCUGGUCGUCUUGGCGGCACGAAUCGACCACGGUCGAGUUGUGAGGAUGUUCCGCCGAGCGGACAACGACAAUGUUCCCCUGAUCCGCUCAUACCUGAUGUCUGUGCAGCACCACAACCUCGAGGCAGUCAACGAUGCAUACAUGGACCUGCUCAUCGAGGAGGAGGACUUUGAGACGCUGCGAGUGUCCAUCGACGGCUACGACAACUUUGACGUCAUUGCCCUUGCCUCUCGACUGCAGAGCCACGACCUGCUAGAGUUCCGACGCCUUGCUGCCCACCUGUACAAGAAGAGUGCUCGUUGGGAAGAGAGCAUUGCGCUUUCCAAGGCCGACAAGCUGUUCCGCGAUGCCAUUGAGACUGCUGCCAUCAGCAAGAGCGUCGAGGUUGCCGAGGAGCUGCUGAGCUACUGGGUGGACAUUGGUCACAAGGAGUGCGUCACUGCCACGCUGUAUGCCUGCUUUGACAUUGUGCGGCCCGAUGUGGUCGAGGAGAUGAGCUGGAGGCACGGCCUGAAUGACUUUGUCAUGCCUUGGCGACUGCAGGUGCAGCGUGAGCACGCGACGAAGCUCAAGAGUCUGGAAGCGGCCGUGCUGGCGCUGUCUACGAAGCAGAGCAGUAAAGAGAAGGAGGAGGAAGACGCGCCGAUCAUCGGACCGGGUGGAAUGGGUGGACAGAAGUUGUUGACGGGUGGUGCUACGGGAAUGCCGUCCAUGCAGACGGCACAGCCAUGGCCGAAUGGAGGAGGCUUCUACCAAUAAGGGC